GGUAGUUUCCCCAGGCUAGAGGGAGAGUUGGCCGCCGGCCGGCCGAUGGACCCGUCGUCGAUCAACAGGGCAGCAGCUCCUUUCCUCAAUCAAUCAACAAGGCGACAGCGAUGGCGGCGGCCAUGAUGACGGCGAUGGGGGUGGCCACUUCCGGUGUGUGCGAAGGCGGAGGGAGACGAUUGUUCGCGCUCUCUUCCUCCGCCAAUGAGCGUGCCGCUGUCGACAGGUGCGGCGGCGCAUCUGCGCCUGGGGUCUGCGAAAGGGCUCCAUCGUCCCGAUCUUUGGUUGCGUCGGGAUCGCGGCCCAUUUGUCCUAGCUCCCGCUUCAGUCCCUUCGUGCUGUCCAAGCUGUGCCCGCGAACGCGCUCGGCGCAGUGGCCUGCCAUGGCCGUCCGACAAGGCAUGUCUCCUUCACGCGCUUCCGCGACGAGCGCGCAGCGGCGGCGCCCUUUCGCGCACUCGCCAUUCGGCUCCGCCGAUCACCAUCAUCAAGGUCGCCAUCUUCAUCGAAGCAAGGGCUUCUUUAUCUUGCGAGACGUAGAUCGAGGGGUAGGGCUGAGAUCCCGACAACCCGGCACUCAGAUGGAUCUUCGUCGGCUUGGCGUUCAAUUAGGUCAGAAACGAUUUGCAGGCCAGCUGUCAGAAAAUGUGCCAGAGGAGAAGACUGCUGCCGCGGAACCUGUCCGCUUGGACGGCCUUUCGGCGGCGGCGGUUAUGACGGCCCACGUCGAGAUACCGACACCGGAGGGUGAUGCGCAAGGCGAGGUUGCUGUUCCGCCGAAUGGCACUGCGGGAGCAGAUGCGGUCGAGGAGAAGCGGCAGCGUAGGUGUGUGAAGGGUCAGCUGCGCAAUGGGACCAGUGGGACACCUGGGAAGCGCCGAGGAAGGAGAAAGAAAGAGGAGGAGAUAGUAAGUGACAGUGUGCAUGAGAACGCCAAAAAUCUGAGCGUAGGUGAUGGGACAGAAGAAGAGAGAGUCCCUCUUGCUGCAGAGGCAGGCGAACGGGAUGAACUGGAAGCUGUAAAUGGUCAGGCUAUAGACGCUAGAGAACGUGCAAAUAGCUGGUCUAUGGACGACAGGGAAGAUGGUGCUGCCGAUCUACGAGAGGAGAAAGACAAAAUUGAGGAGAGAGAGGCAGUACGACGGAUGGGUAGGAGGGAAGAUGGCGAUGCAGCGGUAAGUACUGCUCCUGCGGCGGUUGCCGCUGCUGCUGCUACUUCAGUCGAAGACACACGUGGGAGAGAGGAGGAGGAGGAGGAGGAGGAGGAGGGGGGGGGUAGCUUUGUAGUUGCUGGACAAGAAGGACAGCAUAGGACUCCUCAGAUGGGAGAGGAGGAUAGCGAAGAGGAUGCAAUGAUUGGCAACUUGAAGAUGUCUGUUGUGUGCGAUCGGCUAAUCGAGGUGUUCUUGAAUGAAAGAACAACGCCCGAUGAAUGGAGAAAGCUUUUGGCGUUUAGCGAUGAGUGGGGAAACAUUAGGCCGCAUUUCUACAAGAGGUGCAAGGUCCGGGCAGCGGAGGAAGAGAGUAUCGAGCUCAAGACGUCUUAUUUGAGACUUGCAAGGCGAUUGGAGAAGGUGGACCAGGACAUGCAGAGACAUGAUGAUCUCUUGCAUGCCAUCCAGGAGAGCGAGGGUGAGCUUGACGCUCUGGUCCUUCGGCGUAGGAAGGACUUCACGUCUGACUUCUUCAAACACAUGAAGCUUGUAGCAGAAACCUACUAUGAUGAUCUGACCAAGCAGGACGAGAUGACGUCAUUAGCGACAAAGGUAUUGUCGGCAGUGGAGAAUCACGACAGAAUGGAACAGGAUCAGAAUGCCAUGGUGGAAGCGCAGGAGAAGUUCGAUGACAUAUUGAACUCGCCGAAUCUGGAAAUGGCCAAGGCGAAAAUUGACAAUCUGGCGGCAAACAAGCAGCUCGAUCCGGCUCUUAUGAUGCUGAUAACGAAGGCCUGGGUAGCAGCGAAAGAAUCCAACAUGAUGAAGGAAGAGGUGAAGGACAUAAUGUACCAUCUAUACAUGCAGGCGCGUGGCAACUUGCAGAGAAACCUUCCCACAGAGGUGCGGAUCUUGAGGCACUUGUUGUCACUUGAAGACCCGCGAGAGCGGAUGGCGGCCAUGACCGAAGCCUUCUCUCCUGGUGACGAAUUACAGGGGGAGAAGGUAGAUAUGCUGUACACAACACCUCAGAGGCUUCAUCGCUAUGUGGCAGCUGUUCUUGGUGCCUAUGAACACCCACGCAGCAAUCCUGUGUUCCAGGCUGCCAAGGACAUGAUGAAGCCAAUGAUCAUCCAGCGGUUGCAGGUCAUGAAAGAUAUCCUGGAAGAUCAAUUCCUAUAAUGCCCCCGUUGUCCAGUCCAAUCUCUGUGAUCAUCGUGCUAGUAAGAAGUGGGGAGGAAGGAGAUUAGAUAGUCGAUAUGUAUGUCAUCAGCUUUAAUGCUUACGUUCUCCAGUCCAAUCUCUGUUAUCAUCUUAUGGUUCAGCAGCCUGAUUCUCUUGCUUGCUGCAUGGGUAGUACAGUCGUGCUUUCUCUGAUUGACAUACGAGGCAAAGCUGAUGGAGCGAGCGCUGUCUCCAAAGGGUUUGCCUGUUAUCCCCUUUGUGCUGUGGUAGUCAAUAGUAUCUAUCACCAUCAUCAUGCAAUCUAGCCUGCGGUUGUGCCUUCCCUU
Messenger RNA from Chara braunii, 2665 nucleotides. Lineage: Eukaryota; Viridiplantae; Streptophyta; Charophyceae; Charales; Characeae. The record is from the annotation of a GenBank genome assembly.